Messenger RNA from Rhododendron vialii, 870 nucleotides. Its product is annotated as bet1-like SNARE 1-1. The transcript has 5 exons. The record is from RefSeq and is a predicted model, not a curated record. Lineage: Eukaryota; Viridiplantae; Streptophyta; Magnoliopsida; Ericales; Ericaceae. The coding region runs from base 325 to 696 and encodes 123 amino acids.
ACAGGUUCCUUUAUUUCUUUUUUUUUUAAAUAAUUCAAAUGUCCGGUCAGUUUACGCGCACACGACCGGUUUCUAAUCAGAUCUGAUAUUUCCUCGAUUCUUCGAUUUCCGUUUCCACAAUGUUCGAGUUUGUUGUUCAUUUUUAAAAACCCUAAGACUCAGGUUGCUUUGCUAAACUGUGUUGUUCUACACUUUGGCGUGGAAUUAUUCUUCUUCAGAUCGUAGUUUCCUGUCUGAAUUUUCGGUUGAUUUAUUGGAUUUUCCUUAAACAGAAUCGAAACGGUCGCGAAGCUCCUGCUGGGUAUUUUUUGAACCACGAGAACCAUGGGUUCCCGAAGGGAUCAUCGCAACAAUAGAGUUGCACUUUUUGAUGGCAUUGAGGAGGGUGGUAUCAGGGCCUCGUCUUCUUAUGCCUCCCCUGAAAUUGAUGAGCAUGACAAUGAUAGAGCAAUGGAUGGAUUGCAAGAUCGAGUCAUUAUGCUGAAAAGAUUGACAGGUGAUAUACAUGAGGAAGUGGAGGGUCACAAUCGUAUGCUGGACCAUAUGGGCAAUGAGAUGGAUUCAUCAAGGGGAGUCCUGUCAGGGACUAUGGAUAAAUUCAAGAUGGUAUUUGAGACCAAAUCCAGCCGGCGAACGUUUUCACUUGUCGCAGCUUUUGUUGUUAUUUUUCUGAUCAUAUACUAUCUUACUAGGUGACAAGUUUCAUAUUUUACUUCUUUUUUCUUUCUUUAUCCGCCAAUUUUAUGCUUAGAACUGGAACCAUGUUUCGGUUUCUUACUAUGAUGGAUGUCAAUGCUGCAAGUGAAGACUUUUUCGAUUGGAAAUUGUGCAAAAACUGAUAUUUGGAUGUUGAAUGGAUUGUAAUUCGUA